This is a messenger RNA of Salmo salar (Atlantic salmon), 3641 nucleotides long. RefSeq names its product high affinity nerve growth factor receptor-like. Gene Ontology annotation, molecular function: neurotrophin binding; transmembrane receptor protein tyrosine kinase activity; ATP binding. Gene Ontology annotation, biological process: multicellular organism development; cellular response to nerve growth factor stimulus; positive regulation of phosphatidylinositol 3-kinase/protein kinase B signal transduction. NCBI's taxonomy places the organism in Eukaryota, Metazoa, Chordata, Actinopteri, Salmoniformes, Salmonidae. Gene Ontology annotation, cellular component: plasma membrane; signaling receptor complex; axon. The record is from RefSeq and is a predicted model, not a curated record.
GGGAGUGAGGGUGGGGAGGCUGUAGCCUACCAGCAUCCCCAGGGCCCCUUGCCUGCCUUGCUCCUGCUGCUCGCUGCUCCUGUGGCUCAGUACCAGAGUCUCCUGGCUGGGAUCACAACCCUGUGAGUCAGCCCAGAGAAGAUCUGCUGUGUGUGGAACCUCCCAGUUUAUUCUCCUGUUUAGUCCUACUCUGUCUCAGUCUGCACUGACAGCUCUCUGAGCUGCCCUUCCACCAUCUCCAUCAUCAUGGCUGUGGUUGUGGGUUCCGCUCCAUGGGCAGCCCCACUGGCCCUUGUACUACUGGCAAUCACCCUGGCAGUGCCAGCCCUGGGAGGGUGCCCAUCCGCCUGCCGGUGCUCCUUCGCCAUGCUGCAGUGCCUGGAGCCCAAUGGCAUUGCCACUAUACCCGCGUUGGCACUACAGGAGAGCGAAAACGUCACGGAAAUUUACAUCGAAAAUCAAGCCGACCUGGAGAACAUUACAGAAGUAGACCUUGCCAACUAUAGAGAGUUGAAGAAUCUCACGGUCACGUUCUGCAGGCUGGCGUACAUCUCGGCUAAUGCUUUCCAACACAACCUCAAGCUCCAAUAUGUAAACCUGGCAUCUAACUCCCUGGAGCAUAUCAGUUGGAAGGUGUUCCAUUUUCUUCCCCUGCUCAACCUGGUUUUGAGGGACAACCCCCUUGAGUGCUCCUGUGAUAUCCAUUGGCUGCAGCAAUGGCAGCUUAAUGACCACAGUGACCUUGACAAGCAACCGCUACACUGCCUCUCCAAUGGCCAUGCCCGACGGUUGGACUCCUUACUGAUGGAGAAUUGCACUGUACCGAAUGUCGCCAUUGUCCAUGCCAACACCAAGGUCCAGGAGGGGGGCAACCUGACAUUUUUGUGUCAGGUGACAGGAGAGCCCAUGCCUGUAGUGAGGUGGCGCACAAAUAAACUGCUGUCUCGCUAUACUGUACAGGAGAGGUUCUGGGGCUCCACUUUGAAGCUGGAGCUGCAGCUGUGGAAUAUGUCCUCAGACGACAACCUGCACAACUUGACCUGUGAGGCAGAGAACCGGGCCGGGCCCGGGGAAGAGAAAGUGACGUUGGACAUUGAAUUUCCAGCCAAAAUCAUAUUCCUGCACAACGCCGAGCAACAGCACCACUGGUGUGUCCCCUUUAAGGUGGACGGGAACCCUGAGCCAACCAUCCGCUGGCUUUUCAACGGCUCCAACCUGACCGAAGGCCUCUACACCUACACACAGUUCAUUCCCGACUCGGACGACGGCUCUGUGAAGCACGGUUGUCUAUUUCUCAACAAGCCCACCCACCUGAACAACGGCCUCUACACCAUCAUUGUGGAGAACAGACUGGGCAUGGAACAAGCCACGGCCACGGGAAAGUUCAUGGACAACCCCUUUGACCCCUUCGAUCCUGAGGGCAUCAUCCCAGUCCUUGAAGAAAGGGAUCCACUUCCCACCAACAAAUCUAAUGAGGAUGUCACUGAGAACCUGGAGAGCAGAGUGUUUGGGGUGUCGGUGGCAGUGGGUCUGGCUGUGUUAGCUUGCACCUUCCUCCUCAUUAUGGUACUGAUCAUCAACAAGUGUGGCCAGCAGUCCAAGUUUGGUAUUCACCGUUCAUCUGUCUUGGGAACAGAGGAUGAUCUUGCUGUGUCACUGCGUUUCAUGAACUUUGGGGCCAGCCCUCCUUCCUCUGAUGACUCUGGGAUGUCCAGCUUUGUGGAGAACCCCCAGUACUUCUGUGGCAUUUUCAAAGACAAAGACAUGUGUGUGCAGCACAUCAAAAGACAGGACAUCGUUCUGAAGUGGGAACUGGGUGAGGGGGCGUUUGGCAAAGUCUACCUGGCAGAGUGUGCCAACCUCAGUCCGGACAGUGACAAAAUGCUGGUGGCCAUCAAGACUCUGAAGGAUGCCAACGAGUCGACCCGGCAGGACUUCCAGAGAGAGGCUGAGCUGCUCACAGUCCUCCAGCACCAGAACAUCGUUCGCUUCUAUGGAGUGUGUACAGACGGCGAGCCACUGGCGAUGGUGUUUGAAUACAUGAGGCAUGGAGACCUCAACCGCUUCCUCAGGGCGCACGGUCCAGACGCCCAUAUCCUGGAGGAGGUGAAGAUGCCCCCGCUGGGCCAGCUCACUCUUCCCCAGAUGCUGCACAUCGCCGCCCAGAUCGCCUCAGGCAUGGUCUACCUGGCCUCCCUUCACUUCGUGCACCGGGACCUGGCCACUCGCAACUGCCUGGUGGGAGAUAUGGGAGAGAGUCUGAUGGUCAAGAUAGGAGACUUUGGCAUGUCCCGGGACAUCUACAGCACAGACUACUACAGGGUGGGUGGGCGUACGAUGCUUCCUAUUCGAUGGAUGCCCCCGGAAAGCAUCAUGUACAGGAAGUUCACCACGGAGAGUGAUAUCUGGAGCUUUGGAGUGGUCCUCUGGGAGAUCUUCACCUAUGGGAAACAGCCCUGGUACCAGCUCUCCAACAGCGAGGCUAUCGAGUGCAUUACACAGGGCCGGGAGCUGGAGAGACCACACACUUGCCCCAAGGAAGUACACGGCCUGAUGCAGGGCUGCUGGCAGAGGGAGCCCCAGCAGAGACUGGUCAUCAAGGACAUCCACAGCCGCCUUCUGGCCCUGGUUAAGAGCCCCCCUAUCUAUCUGGACAUCCUGGGGUAGAGGCUAGGGGUUCUGGGGCUGAGGCUGGGGCAGUAGGGUCAGGAAUGACGGGUAUUAGGAAGGGGUGGAAGUCAGGUAAAGGACUGUGCUAUGGCAAUCCUGAACCUAAGCAUUGCUGUCAUUUACCUCUAUGGGUCUUAACCACAUCGACACCCCCUCUGAUUGGAUAUUUGGUCAGGUUGGACUUUGCUAGGAUCUGUUCUGAUAGGGACCAUUGGGUUGGGAAGGGAGUAAGGUGAAGUUGCUCCUAGACGCUGAUAUUGGUUUUUUUUGGCCACUAAUGAGGGGAAGCUGGAGGGGAAGGGAAGCUGAUCCCAGAUCUGUACCUCAGAGAAACUUUACCCUGGAGCGAUGGGAAGACUAUGGGGAUGGGGGUUACUUCCUACUUCCUGGUCCAUGCUGCUUCAGCUCGCCUCGUCUCAUGAUGACCCAGCCCCAACUCUGUGUGCCGCUGGCUGGGAGCGGGAGGAAGAAGAUGAGCCAGCGAAGACCUGUCAAGUGUUUACUGUGAGUGUUUUAUUGUGUAACUGAACGGGUGUCGUCCUGAUGAACGGUUUUGCAUGAGUGGAGAAAUCCAGACUAUCCAGUGCCUUUAGGAAUGUAUUCAGCCGCCUUGACUUUUUCCACAUUUGUUACGUUACAGCCUUACUCUAAAAUGUAUUAAAUUGUUUUUUUCCCCUCAAUCUACACACAAUACCCUAUAAUGACAAAGCAAAAAUAGGUUUUCGGGAACUUUUUGCAAAUUUACUACAAAUCAAAAACGGAAAUAUUACGUUUACAUAAGUAUUCAGACUCUUUACUCAGUACUUUGUUGAAGAACCUUUGGCAGCGAUUACAGCAAUGAGUCUUCUUGCGUGUGAUGCUACAAGCAUGGCACACCUGUAUUUGGGGAGUUUCUCCCAUUCUUCUCUGCAGAUCCUCUCAAGAUCUGUCAGGUUGGAUGGGGAGCAUUGCUGCACAGCUAUUUUCAGGUC